CCGUUGAUCACCAAACGGGACGACAUCAGUCCCAUGAACCGAUCACGAUAUGGGACGAAAUCCCGGACUACAAUGGACGCCGCCGCGAGCAAGAGAGACUUCGGUUCUUUCCAUUCUUCCAACGUGGAGGAGCUCCUCAGACUACCCGAGGAGGUCUACCAGCCACCGAAAAUCCCAGUCGACCUUCCAUCCUUCAGCAGCAGCGACCUAAAGUUCGGACGAGAAGCUAAAGAGGCUCACUUUCAUCUGAGCGCAAGCUGGACGUUUAUCAACCACGGAGCAUUUGGAGCCGUCUUGAAGGAAGCGCUGGCUGCAGCUGCGGUCUGGCAGGUGUACUGUGAGAGACAGCCGCUGCGGUUCCUGGACCGCGAGCUACUGCCUCUCCUUGCCUUCACUACAAGGAGACUGGCCGACUUCAUAGAUGCAACCCCCUCUGAACUGGCUCUGGUCCCCAACGUAACAACAGGAAUUAAUUCCGUGAUCCGCUCUGUGUGUAAAACAUUCUCCCCGCAAGACUCUGUUCUCAUCUUCAACACAACAUACGGUGCGGUGAAGAAGUUGGUGCGAACAGUGUCUGAAGAAGUGGGAUUUUCGGUCCACGAGUUAGUCAUCCAUUUCCCUCUCCACUCACACUCUCAAAUAUUGGAGACACUAGAGAGUGGAUUGAGGGAACACGAGUCUGUGAAACUAGUUAUUGCUGAUCACAUCUCUAGUAACUAUGGCAUCAUCUUUCCCGUGAAGGUCGGCUCUGAGCACAACACAUUACCUCUUCUCUAUCUGACUGUCUGCAGGAGAUGGCGACACAGUGUCAUUCUAGAGGGGUUGAAAUUCUUGUGGACGGGGCUCAUGCUCUUGGCGCUCUACCAAUCAGCAUGCGUGAUAUAGGGGCAGACUACUAUGUAUCCAAUGCUCAUAAGUGGCUCUGUAAUCCAAAGGGGUGUGGUUUCCUCUACGUGAGGACAUCACUACAGCGGAAGGUUCGACCGCUUGUCGUCUCCCACGGUUACGACUCUGGGUUCUCCUCCAGUUACAUUUGGUCUGGUCUAAAGGACUACAGCCCUUUUCUCGCCUUAAACACAGGUUCUUAUGUAAUAUUAUGCAGAAAAAUCUGUAGCCCUCAAAAAACAUUUACAUGCACAUGGGAUCAUACAAAUUUUUCCCACCUGUAAGCUCAAAAUCUUUAGCUGCCGACUAUUGCUCAACAGCUAAAACUCUCAUCUACUCUGUGUUCAGUUCUGGAGUUCUGGCAGUGCUGUGGACCAGACAAGAUCAGACAUUACAUCACCACCACAGCUAGGGAGGCAGGUAUGUUUCUCUGAGAGACUGAGAUCUGGCUGACGAGAGAGGUGAGAUAUGGUUGCACCUGUCAGGGGAAGCACUGGUGAAGUCCUGGGGUACAGAACUUCUGGCCAACUCCUCCAUGUUUGGGAGCAUGGUUCUGGUGGCUUUGCCUGACGCAGUCGGCUGGACGUGGUCACCAGAACAUGGAACGUUCACAGGUCCAUUUGACUACAGCCACGCCGAGCUUCUCCAGGACAAGCUCUACCACAACCACCAGAUCGAGGCUCCAGUAAAGGCCAUCCAAGGCAGACUGUACGUCAGGAUAUCAGCUCAUAUAUACAACACGGCCCAGGACUAUGCCAAGCUAGCUGCCGCAGUCAAUGAGAUCAACACACAAAAACUAUCAAUGAGCGGAUAAAAACAUGUUGAUUGCGACUAUUACUGAAACCCAAAUCUGUUUUUUGUGGUUAUCAAAAGUGUCUUGAGGUGAGGUCGAUAAGAGUGGCACACCCGGGAGGGUCCUCGUUCAAGGCAGCUCGCACCCUCUCCCCACACUCCCCCUCCACCUUCUCCCAUCUCCACCUGGUGGCC
Molecule: messenger RNA, 1872 nt
Organism: Geodia barretti
Lineage: Eukaryota; Metazoa; Porifera; Demospongiae; Tetractinellida; Geodiidae
Source: the annotation of a GenBank genome assembly